AUGAACAGUUUCAAGACUCUAAUCUUAGCACUGACUGUCGGUGAUAGUAUGACCAACGCUCUCACUCACUACCGACCCAAAGAUUACGCAGGAUCCUUUCGUAGUUUUAUGUUGAAAGCCAGAGAAGAGAGACAAGAGACAGCUACGGUUACUGCUGGAACGUGGACGGGUAUGUUAUGGGCAUCUGCAGCAGACGCCAGCAUAUUAGUUCCAGUAGAGUCUAUCACAAGCAUCAUCACACAAACAAGGACGACAGAACUGGGCACACUUACCGAAUCCAUCAUCGUGACGCCAACAGUUUUCGUGAGACCAUCUAACUCCUGGGCUCCAGGUUCAAGGACUUCUCUCAAGCCUUCAACAAGUUGUCUACCAUCAUCUCAGCAAAGCGAAGAAACUCAACAGCCAACUCCAGAUCCAACUAAUUUGUUUGCACCAGCAACCCCAUCUUCAUCUCGAUCCACUCAAAAUCCGACCGCCAGUCCUACCACUAGCUCUAUAACCACAAGCUCAUCCCAAACACCGACUGUCCUUAGCUCGUCAACGAGUUCCAAGGGCUUAUCACCAGGAGCCAAAGCAGGAUUAGGAGUUGGCGUUGCACUGGGCGUAGUCGCACUCUUAGGAGGUCUCAUUUGGGCACUACGUACCCGUCGAAGGAUCUCAACCCUCGAACAGACUAUCCAAUUCUCUCCCGCGUCAAGAGGCGAACCUGCCCCAGCACCGCCUCCAAAAUAUCCACCCAGAGAUUACACUGCUAACGCUGCGAUAUACGGGAUGCCGCAGAAUGGAGCAGCAUUGUGGAGAGUUUCAAGAGUUGGGGGAGGGAAGGAAAUGGAAGGAACUAGAUACGAAAAAGUAGUGAACGUUGAUGACAAUGAAGAACAUAUGGGUCCUCCGAUACCACGGAAAUUUUCGCGACGGUCGUCGUCGGUCCGUCCAAUAUCGCCAGUUCCUGAAACUUUUCAUACCCAUCCGAAUUCAUCAAUGUCAGCAGUAUCGUCAGUCUCACCCAAAUUCCCAUCCCCAAUUUAUACACUCCCAAGGAAACCCCAAAGACUAUCCAUGACUCCAUAAUAACAGAUUCAGAAUCUGAGAUUCAAACGACAUAUGUUACUAAUACCCGCUCUUCAGUAAUUCAACCGCCAUAUCCAGAUUUCGAGACUCAAAAUCAGGUUAGUGAACUUUCCCCUCCUAUUUUCUUUGUGAGUUCCGGGCUGAUUUUCAUCAAAGGAUUGUAAGAGAGAUAGUGGUUAUUGGGGGCCUUGGAUACCAGCACGUAGAGGAGGAGGAUAUCGAUGAAAAGAGGGAUCGAGGGCUCGUGCAGGGACAGGUCUCAUACCAAAUUGAUUCCAAGAACCUUGAAAGGCUAGAAAGGGGAGUGGAAAGUAAUAACGAUUUAUGUGUUUAUUCUGCGAUGUAA
This is a messenger RNA of Hymenoscyphus albidus, 1417 nucleotides long. NCBI's taxonomy places the organism in Eukaryota, Fungi, Ascomycota, Leotiomycetes, Helotiales, Helotiaceae. The record is from the annotation of a GenBank genome assembly.